Molecule: messenger RNA, 501 nt
Organism: Suncus etruscus (white-toothed pygmy shrew)
Lineage: Eukaryota; Metazoa; Chordata; Mammalia; Eulipotyphla; Soricidae
Gene: LITAFD
Product: LITAF domain containing
Exons: 4
Coding region: 1-501 (166 amino acids)
Biological process (GO): regulation of cytokine production
Molecular function (GO): zinc ion binding
Source: RefSeq, a predicted model, not a curated record
AUGGCGACCCCCCAAGACACACAGCCUGAGGACCAGCACAAAGAUUUUAAGAAGAUCCAGGGGCCAGGAGUUGCUGGGUCCCUGUCUGUGAAUGCCCCCAACCCAAAAGCAUUCUCAGUCAUUGUGGCCUCGUUGCCUCCCAAAGAGCAACAGAAAGUCAGCGACUCACCACACGGGCCGCAGCCUACUCAGCUUUCUCAGCCUUCUCAACACUCCUUCAAGCGGGAGCCCACAAUGGCGUAUGCAGGCCCCUUUCGCAUCCUCCCCAGGGUGGGCACGCCUGUACCCUUCCACACCACUUGUCCAUUCUGCGGCAACUAUGUCCUCACGACCACCAGUUCCACCCCAGGGCUGCUCAGCUGGGUACUGUGUGCCACCUUCUUCCUUUUAGGGUGUGUGCUGGGCUGCUGUCUGCUGCCUUUCUGCAUGCGUGAGAUGAUGGACGUGAGGCACAAGUGCCCCGUGUGCGGAAACGAGCUUUACCGUUUCCAUCGCCUAUGA